UUGUAAAACUUCAUAACACAUCCACCCACCUCGACCACAUACUUGAAGUCUCUCAUUCCUCAAUCAAUCAUACAUUGUCACCGACAAACAUUGCAUUCUUACACCUAGUCUGUUCUGUUAUGAGUGAUGGGCCGGACUUCUAGGUGGUUCCGUUCAUUGCUUGGUGGUAAGAGACCGUCCGGGAAGCGUGGGGGGACUGUGGGGAACAAUGGCUCAGUGUCUUCAGAGUCUUCGAGUUAUCCGCAUGGUUUGGAUGCGAGUAAGCAUGCUAUAGUUGUGGCGGCGGCUACUGCUAAUGCUGCUGAGGCUGCUCUUGUCGCGGCUCGUGCUGCGGCUGAGGUUGUUAGACUAACGGCCACUUCUGCCACUGGCAGGACUAGAGCUGCUGAUAAUUAUGCUGGAAUGGAACGGAGGCGAUACUUGGCUGCUGUGAUUUUACAGUCUGCUUUUCGAGCUUAUCUGGCUAGGAGAGCACUUAAGGCGCUUAAAGGAUUGGUGAAGUUGCAAGCUCUAGUUAGAGGCCACAUUGUUAGAAAACAAAGCACAUAUAUGCUCCAGAGGAUGCAGGCAAUGGCUCGCAUCCAGGCUCGAGCUUGUGCACAUCGAGCUUAUACAUCAGACUCACCACAAUCUAGCAACAAAUCUUCCCACUCUCAGCCACCUGACCUUGCAUCUCUCAAAGCAAUGAACCAACAUUCUCGUACACAUGGUACUAGACCUAAUGGAUCGGCUCUUAAGAAAAAUGUUUCGAAAUCCAACACUAAGGACAACAUUGGACGAGGGAAGACUUACAACAAUAGGCCAAAUUGGUUGGACAAGUGGAUGGAAGAAAAUGCAGGAAUUAAACUUAGAGAAAUGUCAGCAACAAAUGAGUAUUGUGAUGAUGAGAAAAGCGACAAGAUCCUAGAAGUGGAUACAUGGAAGCCUCACAUGAAUCUUAACCAAAAUGACCAAGCCUAUCAGAGGUUACAACAUGUUUCUGCAUGGAAUUACAAUGAACCUAUCUAUAUACCACUCGAUGCUUUAUCAGCCCAUUCAACAAAAUCACAGAGACCAACUCGUAGUCAAUCUCCCCUAGAAUUUUCCAAAAUUAGCUCAGUAAAAGUCAAUCAUACAGCAGCAGGGAUAGCUGAGAACAGUUCAGGAGUGUGCUCAGCUACAUCUAGACCUGGAAGUAGUAGUAGUAGAAGAGGACCAACUAUCCCUGCUAGGAGCGAGUGCUCGCCAAGCUUUUAUAGCAAUUACUUAUGUCAGCCAAAUUACAUGACUUACACGGAGUCAGCUCAGGCUAAAAUUAGGUCCAGGAGUGCCCCCAGGCAGAGGCUAAACUCGGAGAGGCCUGAUGCAGUGAAGAGGUAUGUAAAUGGAUAUUGGGAUGAGGAGGCCAUCUCAGAGAAUGGCUGGCCUUUACAUGCCAACUUUAGCACUAUUGCUUAUCCAGGGACUGAUAGCUUCGAAAAGUUUGGAUAUGCUUGAGCCUGUCUCGUGUAGGCUUUUCUUAAGUUUUCAAACUUCUGCCCGAGGUGACACAUCUGGUAAUUCUUCCACUUAUGGUCGUAGAUAAUUUCGUACGGCAGUGCUGAUGAGGUACAGUUCUAAUGGUCCAAAGUCAUCUUCAUCUACCAAUUUUUCUAUACUUGAAAUCAGCAUCACAGACAGUAUCAGAGGCUAUCAGCAAAAAUUAUUCCAAACCAGGAGUUGUGUGGAUAGAUUUAUAUGUCUGAUGUUCUUUGUGUCAUGUUGUACCUUUAAAUCUGUGCUGUUGACAGGGAGAAAUGGAAUAAAAUGUCGUCUCUGUAAAAAUGUAAAGGUCGUAUUAAUUUUUUGAUAGCAUAAAGACACCCAGAUGUGAAAUGUUCAUUAGCUUUGCAUCAGUGUAUGGAUUUUAUGUAUGUUUCUAUUGUAAAGCUACUUGUUCA
This is a messenger RNA of Daucus carota subsp. sativus, 1919 nucleotides long. RefSeq names its product protein IQ-DOMAIN 24. The transcript has 4 exons. The record is from RefSeq and is a predicted model, not a curated record. Lineage: Eukaryota; Viridiplantae; Streptophyta; Magnoliopsida; Apiales; Apiaceae. Gene Ontology annotation, molecular function: protein binding. The coding region runs from base 127 to 1476 and encodes 449 amino acids.